This is a messenger RNA of Saccharomycodes ludwigii, 1245 nucleotides long. It is a transcript of the gene ARG1, whose product is annotated as argininosuccinate synthase. The record is from RefSeq and is a predicted model, not a curated record. Lineage: Eukaryota; Fungi; Ascomycota; Saccharomycetes; Saccharomycodales; Saccharomycodaceae. Gene Ontology annotation, biological process: L-arginine biosynthetic process; urea cycle. The transcript has a single exon. Bases 1 to 1245 code for a protein of 414 amino acids. Gene Ontology annotation, molecular function: argininosuccinate synthase activity; ATP binding. Gene Ontology annotation, cellular component: cytoplasm.
AUGUCUAAAGGUAAAGUUUGUUUGGCUUAUUCUGGGGGUUUAGAUACCAGUGUUAUUUUGGCUUGGUUAUUGGAACAAGGCUACGAAGUUGUUGCUUUCAUGGCCAAUAUUGGUCAAGAAGAAGAUUUCGAAGCUGCUGAAAAGAAAGCUAUGAAAAUUGGUGCCACUAAAUUCGUUUUAUCUGAUGUUAGAAAAGAGUUUGUUGAAAAAAUCUUAUUUCCAGCUGUCCAAGUUAAUGCUGUUUACGAAGAUGUUUAUUUAUUAGGUACUUCUCUAGCCAGACCAGUUAUUUCUAAAGCUCAAAUCGAUGUUGCUGAGAAAGAGGGUUGUUUUGCCGUUGCCCAUGGUUGUACCGGUAAGGGUAAUGACCAAAUUAGAUUUGAAUUGGCAUUUUAUGCUUUGAAACCAGACAUUAAAUGUAUUGCUCCUUGGAGAGACCCGGAAUUUUUCAAUAGAUUUGCUGGUAGAAAAGAUUUAUUGGACUAUGCUGCUGAAAAGGGCAUUCCAGUGACCCAGACCAAAGCUAAGCCAUGGUCUACUGACGAAAACAUGGCCCAUAUUUCUUAUGAAGCCGGUAUUUUGGAAGAUCCAGACUGUACUCCACCAAAAGAUAUGUGGAAAUUGAUUACUGAUCCAUCAGAUGCUCCAAAUGAACCACAAGAUUUAACUAUUUUCUUUGAAAAGGGUCUUCCCGUUAAAUUGGUAAUUGGUGAAAAAAAAUACACAACGCCGUUAGAAAUUUUCCAUGCAGCUUCCUCUAUUGCUAGAAAGCAUGGUGUUGGUAGAAUUGACAUUGUCGAAGAUCGUUAUAUCAAUUUGAAGUCUAGAGGAUGUUAUGAACAAGCUCCAUUAACCUUGUUAAGAAAAGCUCAUGUUGAUUUGGAAGGUUUGACUUUGGAUAGAGAAGUUCGUCAAUUGAGAGACCAAUUUGUUACUCCAUCUUAUUCCAGAUUGUUAUAUAAUGGUUCUUAUUUCACUCCAGAAUGUGAAUAUGUCAGAUCUAUGAUUCAACCAUCCCAAAAUACUGUCAAUGGUCAAGUUAGAAUUAGAUUAUAUAAGGGUAAUGUGAUUAUUUUGGGUAGAUCAAGUGAAACUGAAAACUUGUACGAUGCCACUGAGUCCUCUAUGGAUGAAUUGACUGGUUUUCAACCAACUGAUACUACUGGUUUCAUUGCUAUCCAAGCCAUUAGGGUUAAAAAGUACGGUGAAUCAAAGAAGGCUAAGGGUGACCCAGUUGUUUUGUAG